UCUUACUAUAGUCCGGUCCUCGGCCUUUGUCGAGAUUUACACCAACGAUUGUGUGGCUGUGUGUAGACGGAGAGCCAGCAUCAUUGUUUCUGUUGCCUGGGCCCUAAUGCGGGUUUCACACGGGGCAGCUAGCGGCUAACUAGCUAGCUCGUGGUAGUUUAAUUGUUAUAAACAAAGCGUUUCGUUUGAACGUGUUUGCGCUGUAGGUUUUACGGCUACGUGGAGGCUAGUCUUUUGUGAUUAUUUUCUAACUCCCUACGCUGGUGAAGAUUACCAGGUGGUAAUUCCUGCUAAAGUUAGCUAUCAUUAAAUGGAGCGCCAGCGCUGCUUGCAGCCAGACAGAUUUGAUUUCACGGGCGUCAUCAAAGCUAGGGGAUCGGAGUAUGAGCGAUACGUGCCGCAGACCUAACUUCAAAGCAAAGAAUGGUCUCUUCCUGCAUUCCUCUUUAGAGUAAUCGCCCUCCUUCUCCCCCUGCACAGAGUGAACCACCACCAUGAGUAUUAUCCAGGACAAGCUAGGCAAUGAGUUUUUGCGCAAUGGAGGCAUGGACUCCAACUUUGCACCCAGCAUGCUUAUGUUCAGCCACCUGCCACCGGUCACCAGCUUUACGCGGCUGGCCUCUCAGUCCGUUAUGGGUGAACUUCCCCAAGAGAUGAUCCUGAAAAAAGAGCGCGACUCGCCUCCGGAUCAUCAGAGCACCACCGCUGCAAACACAGGGGGUUUCCUGCACAGCAUGGGCAUUAAACAGGAGCGACUAAGUGAGCUGGAUUACAGAAUGCCCCUCUAUGGUGUGGGUGGCGGAGUAGGGGUCGCCUGUCCCGGAGGAGGCUCGGGGAAAAGUGCUACUGACAUGUCGGAUAUGUCUUUUGGCAGCCAGCACCAAAAUCACCAGAACAUGCUCCUACAUGACCUCAGUCUCAACAGUGUUCGCUCUUUGGGAGAACCGAUGCCUGGACGACCAGGUAAAGAGCCAAAAGAGUCCUCAGGGAGAAGAGGGCGGAGAAGCAACGGAGAUGGGCAAGGCAAAGCUCGAAGGAAACGCAAUGAUGCUGCAAAGGCUAUGAUGUUGGAAGGAGACGGAGCCUGCCUGUCCCCGAACUCUAAACCACAUAUCUGUGAGCACUGUAACGCUGCCUUUCGCAGCUCUUACCACUUACGCAGACAUGUGCUCAUACACACAGGUGAGAGGCCUUUUCGUUGCAGUCAGUGUAACAUGAGCUUCAUUCAGAAGUAUCUGCUCCAGCGACAUGAGAAAAUCCACAGCGGGGAAAAGCCUUUCAGCUGUGACCAAUGUAACAUGCGCUUUAUUCAGAAGUACCACAUGGAGCGACACAAGAGGACACACAGCGGAGAAAAGCCGUAUCGUUGCGACACAUGCCAACAAUUUUUUUCCAGAACAGACCGGUUACUGAAGCACAAACGGACUUGUGGAGAAGCCAUAAAAAAGGGUCUAGAUCCAAACAUGCUGGAGCUCAGUGAAGCCGAGCUAGGCCAGGGCAGCUAUUCACUCUCUCAGGGAAACUCUACCACCUCUGGACGCAAGAGGGCAAAGUCCAAAAACGCUGAAGGUGGUGAACGCAAGAAGAAGAAGAACGCCUCAGCGACAGCAACCUCAUCUUCUGGGGGGAUGGCCCGUGACUUGGGCCUGCAGGACUUCAACAUGGAGCAUCCCUCGGGCUCUGAUCUUUCCAUGCAGGGACGUGCUCCCAAGUUGGUCUUUAAAAAAACUGGUCGCAAAGGGCUUGGCAAGGGCAUGCUGUCCCUGGAAGAUGAUGCAGAUGGACAAAAACUGUUGGGCCAGAAGCCCGGAGCCAUAGAUCACGUGGAUGGCUCUGGCCUUGAUAACUUGGGUCUCCUCCAGGGCGGCGGUAAGCCCGGUCCCACCACCAGCAGCAACUAUGAUGAUGCAAUGCAGUUUGUCAAAAAGCGGCGCUACCUCCAUGCGGUUAACAAUGACUAUGGAGCCGGAUCUCUUCACAUGGCGCCCCAGGGCAGCAGCGUGAUCCAGGGUUCUCUGGGGCCAGAGCCCACACUGGCAAUGCUGGACUCCUCACCACUGGAACUCAAGCACGACAAGUCAGGCAUUCCAGAUGAGGUGCUGCAGAGCCUGCUGGAUCAUUAUAGCCAUAAGCCAGAGGGAACACACCACCAUGAUGUGACUUUUGACCUGUCAGACCACCCACACCAUGUAGACCUCCAGCCAGCAGCUCCUGUUACCCCAGAGUUAGAAGACGACUCCCCUAACGGUGGUGACAAAACAGCAGUCAUGAGCGAGUACUCAAAGUUUCUGCUGCAGGCCCUGGAGCGCACCAGCCACAGUGGCCCCUUCCCCAGCCUCGGUCCAACGGGACCUUUCCCACUUCUGUCCAGCAGCUCCAGUCCCACAGGGCCCUUGUUCUCCGACAAACACGCAUAUUCCACCUCUCCACUAGAUUGCGGCUACCCGCCUUCCGUCUCCUCUCCACUACCCAUCGUCUCUUCCUCCACCUCCUCCUCAUCCUCUUCCAAGUCUCAUUAUGGAUUGCUCGUCGGGUCACCCUCCCAGACAGGCUACCACCUCAGCCUGGAUCCUACGAGCCACCAGCAGCUAACUCCAUCUCAGGAGCUAACCGAACAGUUGGAGAAGCAGCACUCCCCUGGCACCUUUACCCUCCCCCCCCAGGAGCUCACUGCCACAGCCGAGGCCACCAAGGGACAGCAGUCUAAGGCUGGAGGGGGCUCUGCACCUACCAACGGCUCCACCUACCCAGACCUGUCUCCACUGAACCCCCUUAAAGAAACCACAUACCAGAUUGAAAAUUUCGCCCAAGCCUUUGGCUCCCAGUUCAAGUCUGGACGGCGGACCCCGUUGAGCUACAGCAGUGACCCCGGGGCUGAGGUGGAGCACAGAAUACGGACUCCGGUGUCAGAAUUCUCAGGGUAUACCAGCUUGUUAGCUGACGUCAGCGAGCCAGUGAGUACAGGAUCAAAAACCCCGACAAGCCAAAGUUUCAGAUAAGGGUCAGACGACAUGAAGCCUGUGUGUGUGUGUGGGGGGGCUGUUUUUGUUACUGUCCGUUCAGCCAGCCACGUCCCCUCAUAUUCUCUAAUUUUGUUCCUGUAGCAAAGUUUGAUUUUAUGAACACUGCCAUUAAAUGUUAAUACAGAAGUGACCAGGGAGGGUCUUCUAUGGCCUCAAAUGCAAUUUUUAAACAAAUAUUCUCAUUUUUAUCAUGUAGUUGCCUAUGUUUUGUUUAAAGUAGUGAUUUUUGAUAUGACCGUACCGUAGAUUUAAAUGUAAUUUAAAAACAUUUAGAGAGUAGCUAUAAACUUGCUUGUUUUUUUUCCUUCUUCCUCCGAACCCUUGUGUUUGAUCAAUCAUCAUACCAUUGUAAAGUAAUUAUGAAUAAUGAUGAUGAUUUCAGUAAUAAUAACAUUGUGGCAGGGAAAGGCCCAGAAUUCAAAUGGCAAAAAAGUAUAUAUUGUCUGUUACAAGAAACAUGAACUCAGGAAAAUAGGCAAAAUUGUGUAAUAAGACUUUGUAUUGUGAGAUGCAAUUAGCACAGUUUUUACAGAUGUACCUUGAGACUGCGAAGCUUUGAACAUUUUUAAUUUUAUUUUAUUUGUACUUUUUAAACCAACAAAUUGACAGUACACAACGAUGUUUGGUUUUCCUGCACGUAGCUGUGUCAUGAAUACGGUACUGUUGUGUCAAUGUGAAGCCGUUUCUGCUGAGGGUCAUGUCUGCGUGAUGUCAUACAAUGUGUAGCAGAGUUCAGCCCGCUGGGCCCUCGUGGAUUAUCGUAGCAUCGAGUGAAUAAAACACGUGUGUGUGGCUACAGAAACAAGAAUACGUCGCUCAGACAGAAGUUACUGUGCCCAACUGUUACAACUGUACGUCUCUGAACGCCAGCCGGUGAUCGUCGUUCACCGCGCUGUCGCCGAAAUAUUUAUCUUUUCUAAACGAGUCACAACUUUUCUACUCCACUCCUUGCUGUUCCUUUUUUGUGUCAAUGAAAUCAAACAAGCACUUUUUUAAACAACUCA
This is a messenger RNA of Nothobranchius furzeri (turquoise killifish), 4027 nucleotides long. RefSeq names its product zinc finger protein 281b (gene znf281b). The record is from RefSeq and is a predicted model, not a curated record. Lineage: Eukaryota; Metazoa; Chordata; Actinopteri; Cyprinodontiformes; Nothobranchiidae. Gene Ontology annotation, molecular function: RNA polymerase II cis-regulatory region sequence-specific DNA binding; DNA-binding transcription factor activity, RNA polymerase II-specific. Gene Ontology annotation, biological process: regulation of transcription by RNA polymerase II.